Oncorhynchus kisutch (coho salmon) is the source of this 6642-nucleotide messenger RNA. Its product is annotated as myocardin. Bases 1518 to 3164 code for a protein of 548 amino acids. Gene Ontology annotation, biological process: smooth muscle cell differentiation; positive regulation of transcription by RNA polymerase II. Gene Ontology annotation, cellular component: nucleus. The record is from RefSeq and is a predicted model, not a curated record. Lineage: Eukaryota; Metazoa; Chordata; Actinopteri; Salmoniformes; Salmonidae. The transcript is spliced from 12 exons. Gene Ontology annotation, molecular function: transcription coactivator activity.
UCUUGCAGUUGAGGAUUCAGAACCGAAGGCAAAAUGAAAUCGACUCUGGGUUGAAAACUACCUGUUCCUCUCGCAAAGGAGAGAAAGACCAGAGUAAAGCUCUGCGUCUAACUGACGAUGGCGCCACUCAGAAGUCGCCCCUGUGUGGUCUGAACAUUAAAACUGCACAAGACAGGAGUGUAUGUGGGGUUGGAAGGCAGAAGAAGGCUCGGCUGGCUAACAACCUUAGAGAGAAGGUCCAGCAUCGUCCCGAACCUCUGGACCUACUGCACAAACACAUACUGCCUCCGGAGAACCGCCCCGUCUCCUUCCCUCUCUCCUCAGAUGACUUCCAAGAUGACAUCUCUUCCUGCUCUUCCUCCUUGUCUCCCGAGCAACUCGGGGUCCUCCAAUCACCAGCCUUCUCCUCGUCGCCAGGGUUCUCAGACGACCAAUCACUGAGUGACCUGUCGCCUGGGGUCUUGCCCCUUACCCACAGUCCCGCCCAUGUUCAGGUGAAAUUACCUUCCCCUAAAUCCUAACUUCAACCAUCAAGUGAGAUUACCUUCCCCUAAAUCCUAACCUCAAACAUCAGGUGAGAUUACCUUCCCCUAAAUCCUAACCUCAAACAUCAGGUGAGAUUACCUUCCCCUAAAUCCUAACCUCAAACAUCAGGUGAGAUUACCUUCCCCUAAAUCCUAACCUCAAACAUCAGGUGAGAUUACCUUUCCCUAAAUUCUAACCUCAAACAUCAGGUGAGAUUACCUUCCCCUAAAUCCUAACUUCAACCAUCAAGUGAGAUUACCUUUCCCUAAAUCCUAACCUCAAACAUCAGGUGAGAUUACCUUCCCCUAAAUCCUAACUUCAACCAUCAAGUGAGAUUACCUUCCCCUUAAUCCUAACCUCAAACAUCAAGUGAGAUUACCUUCCCCUAAAUCCUAACUUCAACCAUCAAGUGAGAUUACCUUCCCCUAAAUCCUAACUUCAACCAUCAAGUGAAAUUACCUUUCCCUUAAUCCUAACCUCAAACAUCAAGUGAGAUUACCUUUCCCUUAAUCCUAACCUCAAACAUCAGGUGAGAUUACCUUUCCCUAAAUCCUAACUUCAACCAUCAAGUGAGAUUACCUUUCCCUAAAUCCUAACCUCAAACAUCAGGUGAGAUUACCUUCCCCUAAAUCCUAACUUCAACCAUCAACACGGGAAACACAAAACUGACUUUAGAACUGCAAGUCAUGUUUGGAUCACAUCCUUUGCUAUUACCUGUUUAUAUUUCUGUCCUGCUUUCCUGCAGUCUAUCUUGGCGUUGCUCCCAGCAACCGAGGGCAUCAGCCAGCCAAUGAGCAUGACUGUGGGCGACUCCAACUCCAUGGCAACGACCGGGAGACCAAAGGGGAUGUAUCUGACCUCCCAUGCCACGCCCCUGCUGCCAAAGACAGCCCGGUCUCUCACACCUUCCUCCGAUUCUUCCUCCCUUACUCCCUCCCUGAAUUCCUCUCGCCCCCCCCCGCCCGCGGAAACCACGGGAUUCACAGCCCAAGAUGAGGAAACUCAAAUACCAUCAGUACAUUCCCCCCGACCAGAGAGGGACGGACGGGACUGCCGGGGGAGGGGCCAGUCAGAGGAGCCCCACCCCAGCCCAGCUCUUAGACCCCGCCUACUCAAGCCUCCUGCAGCAACAGCAGGUGUUCCUCCAGCUGCAGAUCCUCCAGAACCAACAACAACAACAGCAGAACCAGCAGCAACAGGACCAGCAGCAGCUCACCGUCACACCCAGUGGAGACACCAACCAAAUGGUGAGGUUCUCUGGAGCCAUGCACCAGAACCCUCAGCCUGUAUCCAAGGCAACAAACCACACCUCUGUGGACACAAGUCCCUCCAACAAGUCUGAGCUCCUCCCACCUAACCUGGUCGACCUCACGGUGUCUGAGUUGCGACAGCAGCUGCGUAAGCGAGGUCUUCCUGUCUCCGGCACCAAGCCCACCCUCCUCCAGAGGCUACGCCCUUUCCAGCUGCCCCACCUGUGUUUGACCCCCAUGCCCCUCUGCCAGCUGGGUACCAGCCAGGAACCCCUUACCCCCACCUCCCUGCUCACCCCCAGCCACUACCCCAGCUCCAGCCCCAGCUCUGGAACUGACUCCCCCACCAACAGCCCUAACCAUCAGGUCUACAUCCAGUCCACUGGAAUUCUGAGUGGGGUUCCAAACGGAAUUGUUAAUGGCAUUCCGAAUGGUAAUACUAAUGGAAUAGGGGUCAGUGUGGUGGGGGAGCAGUGUGGCUUCCUGGCCGCUGCGUUAACCCCAUCGUCGACACCCAGCCCCGGUCUCCCCCCAUGCUCCUCUUUGCCACUGUCGACUGGCGCCUUCUGGCAGUCGGAACAGGAGCAGCAGGAGUUGAACCUGGAGCUGGAGAUGAGGGAUAGGAUGAGGAGCAGGCCCAGGGAGAGGCUAUCUCCUCCUCUGUCUCUAUCCUGUGGGGGUUCCCUCCAUCCCUUCCUGCAACAGGAUCCAGGAUGGCCCAGAGGGACACCAGAGAGGGAAGGACAGACAGAGAUCCUGUUCACACAGGUGUACUGCUGCCAGCCGUGGGACGUGAUUGGCCAGGACUUUGAGCUGCCCAUGCAGAUCACAGCCAGUCCCAUUCAAGCCACACCCAGCGUCCGCAGUCUGGAGGAGGAGCUGCAGGAGGCCAUUAACAGAGUACUGAUGGACCCCAGUCAGUCUAUAGAGGACAUUCUGGAGGAACCUACCACCUGUGUGGACUCCCACUCCUCCUCUGUCUCAGACCUCCAAUCCCCUGUCACUAUCCUCCCUGGCCCCUCCCCUCCUCCCCAAACAGACCAAUCCCAGCCGUUCCGUUGUCAUUCAAAGGAUGACAACUUCUUGUCCUCUCCUCUCUGCUCCUCCCUCCUGCUGGAGCUCCCGCCGUCACCUUCGAUGAUGGUUCCCCGCCAAGCCGCCCCACCCCCUCUCCCUCCCUCCAUCUGUACUUCUCCCCUGCCUCCCACUGUGACCUCACGGAAGAGGUGGGCUCAGGCAACCUUUGACCCUGCUGAUUGGUUGGAGUCGCUAGCCUCUGGACUCCGCCCUCUCAGUCCUCCAUCUGCCCCAUUCGUUGAGACCGACUUUGGCCUCAAUUUGGAUCUGAACGUCAACCAAGCGUUGGAUCUCAUGGUGGAGCAGUGGUGAAGGUCUUAGGUGGAGUGUCAGUGUGUGUGUGUGUGUGUGUGUGUGUGUGUGUGUGUGUGUGUUCGUUAUUUGGACUUCAACAUACACUUCCCAAACAAUGGGAACAGAUUUGUCUAUCCAUCCAUCCCCUCUGUCCACUCUGUGAGUGAGUAAUCUGUUUGAGCGAGGUGACUGCAGGUCUGUACCCCACGCAAUGUUGAGCGACAGAUACUACUACACUGGAAGAGAUGAAAAAAGACUGAGUUGCAUUGGUGGAACAAUAACUGGCAGAGGGAAUCACACGCACGCACACACACACACACACACACACACACACACACACACACACACACACACACACACACACACACACACACACACACACACACACACACACACACACACACACACACACACACACACACACCUUGAGUUGUCCUGUUAAAUAAAAAAUGGCCAAAUACAACAAAUGAACAAUGCAUAUUUGGAGUCACACACAAUCCAACACAAUGUUUACAGUGGGAAACAAAGAAACCCAGUUGAACAGGGCCCCUACUGUUCCCCCAGCCACAGUCAUUGAGUCCGAGUCAUUCAUAAAGGCCAUUAAAGCCAGACUGGGCAGACAGACAGGGCACACAGCUUGUCCAUGUCUCCAGACCUUUCCCUAGUGCCAGACACACAGUCGGCAUGUGGAGAGAGAGAGCUGGCAGACACCACACAACCCUUACAGGGAAGUGUAUGUGUGUCACUGUGUGUAUGUGUGUGUGUAUGUGUUUGUGCACACACACACACAAUUGUUUAUUUAUCUGAAUUGUUGCAAAUAUACUUGUAGCUCCUUGUUUGUGUAGACUAAGUGUGCAAUGUCUCUGAGUAUUGAUUUUGUACGGUUGAUCUGUGAGAGAGAGAGAAGAGAGACUGCUUCCACAUUUCGUGCCUAUUUUAAUUGUGGUCUCAACGCUAGUCUGUUGCUGCAAUAUAUAACACUGUGAGUGGGUCACUAAAACCUAAUGAACCACUAUGUUCAAUUCAUUGCUUGCCUUUUUUUUAUUUAAGAGAAAAAAACUGGUAAACAUCCUAUUAAGCCAAGAGAUAAAUAGCAAUCACUCUGAGAGGCUUCAGAGCCUGCAACACCACCAUAUUACCAGAGUGUAUGUUCUCAUCAGCGCAUGAGAACAGGUGGCCACUGAGGACCUCCCACAGUGUUUGGAGGAAACAGCUUGGUGCUCUACACACUGUAAGGGCCACAGUCACUGUUUACACCUGUUGUUAUGGAGAUAAAAAGGUCAAAUAAAGGUUAUGCGCAGGAUAACAAUGCCAAUUAAUUUCAUGAAACAAUUUCAUGAUUUUAGCUUAGAAUUUUUCGGUGCUUUAUCCCAUAUUGUAAAAACAGGUAGAAUUUGGAAAUACAUCUGUCCCAAAAAUAGGCUGUUCUGAUUGCAGGAAGUGACACAGGUGUUCCCUGAGACCACAAUCUCUCUCUUGGCCAGUUCCAAAUCGACCCCUAGCCCCUACCCCCUAGGCACAUGAGGAGGAUAGAACUGGAUAGAUAUAAUCAAUAUGGUAAUAGCUCCACCAUUCCCCUGAUAGGCUAUGUGGAACUUUCCCCAUAUCGCUCACAGCUAUCCAGCCUACUAGAAGUUGUGCCCUGGUACGAGGGGCUAGAGGCUAGGGGUCCGCAUGGGAUUGGCCAUAUUCAUUUUAUAUGACCACCAGGGGUGUCCCAUCAGAAAAGAGCUGAGGAGGUGAAUACUGUACUUCUCCCUAACAUGGAUCAUGAUGAAGUUGUCUGUGUUUCCGUGCUAUCAGUGAUUGACAAGGCAGUCCAAGGGCUUAUUCUCAGGGUCAGAACGUUCAGUAUUUACAGAGCAGAUAUUAUUCUCUAUUCCACAUGAUGUUCUACCAGAUCCAAUGGUUCUGAGGUCAUGACAGACUUAAUUCAGCUGUUGUGAUUCCGAUUAGUUGUAUGGCCUGUCAAUUAGUGAAGUAUGUGAGCACUGAUUAUGGCCUGGCCUGAGAGCAACCCACAGCCUCUGUUAGCAGUAUGGCGACGGCUCCACCUAGCCUUCCAAUAGGCUGAGGGGAACUUCUACCAUAUUUCUUCUGCCUACCUGGUUCAUGUAGAUUAGAAAACCAAAGGGGUGUAGGGGCUAGGGGUUGUUUUUGGACCAGUCCUGUGUUAUGUUCCUUGGGAGAAUACAACACAUAGUGUGCUUUCCUAACCUCCUAGCUGACUCGACACCCUUCUUAAAGACCAUUGUGUGAACAACAAACUGUGAUCUUACUAAUGUUCCCCAGAGACAUAUUUAUUGAUAUUUAUAUAUAUGGCUCUGAUGUUCCCCACCCAGUCUCUGCAUAAUAACCACUGCGCUAAGUGCAAUAUGGUGUAUGUGAAGGGCACAGCCAUUGGGAAAUACCAGGCCCCCAUAUCUCUGUCUUGUCGUUACUCUAAACAAAAUGGCGUAAUGGGUCCUCACUCAACAAGAUGUUGCAUAAAGCUUAGUUCAUUUGACGGUUUUCACUGCAUCAGGGAUAGCAUACACAGAUGUUUCGGCUUCACAGCCUUCUUCAGUGUGUCGGUACAAAUGUAUUUGAAUUCAAAACAGCACUUGUAGGGAACAACAGAUUAGCAGCAGGUGCUUCUAAGUAGGGCUACCAAUCAUCUGCCAAGCUUUCAUGUUGAAGCAUUUCACGAGCAGCUUUCACCGUAGAACUGUAGAAAACCAUGUUGAAUGGUGACAAUGGGACAGACUGACGACCGUGAUAAUCACGGUGGUCAAACACGUUCUCUGUCUGCUGCACUUAGGAUGACGAGAGAGAGAAACGCGGGAGAGUAACAUGCUACCUCUUGUGAAUGGAGAUGCUUAAGGCCUACUGUACUCUGUCUGGUCCUGGAAAACCAGUGGUCAUACACGUUCUCUGUCUGCUGCACUUAGGAUGACGAGAGAGAGAAACGCGGGAGAGUAACAUGCUACCACUUGUGGAUGGAGAGGCUUUAGGCCUACUGUACUCUGUCUGGUCCUGGAAAACCACUGUGUAUGUUGGUUUUCAUCUGAACCAGUCUCUUCCCCUAAAUCUGUGCUGAUAUCACCUGACUCAUGUUAGGAGUGUAUCACUUUCAGAAUCAGUGGGGAGGUUGGUGGGUUGGUUGGGAGAACUGUCUAUGCUAGGUUAUUCCUGUCUGCCUGUCUGCCUGUCUGUCUGCCUGUCUGUCUGUCUGUCUGUCUGUCUGUCUGUGUUGUGAAGGUAUAUCUUUCCCCCUUGAGGCUUUCUGUAGCCAGAAUGAGAGAAAGAGGGAUUAGACUAAGACGUUGUCAUAAUCGAGAUCAGGAAGUAUCUGAGCCAACUGUUGCCAUUGUUUCGGUCAGCUCCAUUCAUUGGGAGUUCAAUUUGGCUUCCAAUGCCGACAGUGCCUUGCGAAAGUAUUCGGCCCCCUUGAACUUUGCGACCUUUUGCCACAUUUCAGGCUUCAAACAUAAAGAUAGAAAACUGUAUUUUUUUG